GGGCUGAACAGUGUCCCCCGACCCCAGGUGACGCCUUCUGGACCCCGCCUGUCCUUCCUCGCGGCCCCCAGCACCUGCUGCACCCACAGCCGCCCCCGGCCCGCUGUGCUUCUGGAGAGAUGGAGUCCAAGGUCUCGGAGGGUGGCCUGAGCGUGACGCUGACCAUCCGCCUGCUGAUGCAUGGGAAGGAGGUCGGAAGCAUCAUCGGCAAGAAAGGGGAGACGGUGAAGAGGAUGCGUGAGGAGAGCGGUGCCCGGAUCAACAUCUCUGAGGGAAACUGCCCUGAGAGGAUCGUCACCAUCACGGGCCCCACGGACGCCAUCUUCAAGGCCUUUGCCAUGGUCGCCUACAAGUUCGAGGAGGACAUCGUCAACUCCAUGAGCAACAGCCCUGCCACCAGCAAGCCCCCGGUGACGCUGCGCCUGGUGGUCCCCGCCAGCCAGUGCGGGUCCCUGAUCGGGAAGGGAGGCUCCAAGAUCAAGGAGAUCAGGGAGUCCACAGGCGCCCAGGUGCAGGUGGCCGGGGACAUGCUGCCCAACUCCACGGAGCGGGCAGUGACCAUCUCGGGGACCCCGGACGCCAUCAUCCAGUGUGUCAGGCAGAUCUGUGUGGUCAUGCUGGAGUCCCCACCGAAAGGUGCCACCAUUCCCUACCGCCCAAAGCCCGCCUCCACCCCUGUCAUUUUUGCAGGUGGUCAGGUAAGAGCUGACCCGCUGGCCCCCACUGCCAACCUCAGCCUUAUUCUGCAGCACCCGCCGCUGCCCGCCUACACCAUCCAGGGACAGUACGCCAUCCCCCACCCAGAUCAGCUGACCAAGCUCCACCAGCUGGCCUUGCAGCAAACCCCCUUUCCUCCCCUCGGACAGACCAACCCUGCUUUCCCUGGAGAGAAGCUGUCUCUGCACUCCUCCGAGGAAGCUCCGAAUCUGAUGGGCCAGUCCUCAGGUCUGGAUGCAAGCCCUCCAGCCAGCACGCACGAGCUCACCAUCCCCAAUGACCUGAUUGGCUGUAUCAUCGGGCGCCAGGGCACCAAGAUCAACGAGAUCCGCCAGAUGUCGGGGGCGCAGAUCAAGAUCGCCAACGCCACGGAGGGCUCCUCAGAGCGCCAAGUCACCAUAACGGGCAGCCCUGCCAACAUCAGCCUGGCCCAGUACCUGAUCAAUGCACGCCUGACAUCAGAGGUCACUGGCAUGGGCGCCCUGUAAUCCGGCCAGCAUCCCCAAGGAGCAGAGGCCCCCCGCCGUCCCGCCCUCAGCUCGCCUUGCCGGAGCAGUGGUCAGCGUCCCCUGGGGCCACCCGUGGUGUCAGCCUCCUCCCCAGUGUGUGUAUGGCCCCAAGCAGCCUCCCUGCUCUGGACGGGGCCCCUACACGUGGGGUGGCCUGCUGGGGGCCUGCUGGGGGCCAGGCAGAUCUGCUGCACCCCGAGUCCAAUAAAUGUCUUACGUUGACCCCA
This is a messenger RNA of Erinaceus europaeus (western European hedgehog), 1453 nucleotides long. It is a transcript of the gene PCBP3, whose product is annotated as poly(rC) binding protein 3. Gene Ontology annotation, biological process: regulation of gene expression; regulation of RNA metabolic process. Gene Ontology annotation, molecular function: mRNA binding. The record is from RefSeq and is a predicted model, not a curated record. The transcript is spliced from 13 exons. Gene Ontology annotation, cellular component: cytoplasm; nucleus. Lineage: Eukaryota; Metazoa; Chordata; Mammalia; Eulipotyphla; Erinaceidae. Bases 120 to 1205 code for a protein of 361 amino acids.